CUCAAUUAAUGAAUCAAUCAAUCAACCCCAGAUCUUCUUAUGUUUAUCGCAUAAUCCUCCAUUAAGCCAUGACACCUCGGUGAUCUAGUCAUUGAUCGUAUCGUAUUUUGGUUCCAAUAUCCUUGGAGCCAUUCCACACCCAGCAUGGCCGAUACGACUACCCACGACACUGUGGGCGCGUCAACCCUCGCGACGACGCCUCUCUUCAUGCCCUCAUCUCCUCCCUCCCAUCGCCAAAACGCGCAGAGCUACUCUCCUCUAAGCGCGAAGAGUCCUCGGACUGUCGAUCGCACUGCGACUAUAACUCACCACCCCGAUGAUGCCAACUCGCCGCUGAAACAGAGUUAUUCGCCGCGAUCCUCCCGAGCGUCGUCGCUUGAGCGCGCCGCGAACGACAUCGACGCCCGUUUGGCCAGGUAUAGCGUUGACUUCAGCCAAUUUCCAAGUAUCCAGGCGCUCGAUGAGGAUGUGGAUCCUCUCGCGGAAUUCAAGUUUCCGCAUGAAGACAACUUGUCAGACGUCGGAGGUCCGGAGGAUUUCACGGCGAAUCUGGAGAAGUAUUUGAUGAGCGACGGGGAUACUAUGGACGAUAAACAUUUUAUGGACUUUCGGGAAGAUAUCCAUGAUUUAUCAGAGCUCGAGCCUCUAUUCGACGACCUGGAAGAGCGGGAACGCGAUCUGCAUCGCGCAGAAAAUAAGGAAGACGGAAAACCCCGCCCUCCGCCACCUGAAUCUCCUGUCCAGCCGCAAGGCCAUCACAGGCAGAAUAGCCAAGGAAUGCAAAAGCAGCAAGACAUCCACCAGCCGCAGCGCGAGCAGAGUGCGCAAUCGCAUCAACCCGCCGUUGAGGAUGAGCCUGAGCCCGAACCCGAGCUAGGUGAAUACAGUGAAUUUGGCCCGCCGAUCGACAUGUCUACACCCUCACAAUUUCUGCGCCGUGCCGGCGGUCUCAAUAGGGAUAUUACGCAUCUGGAGGAUAUUGAGGAGGAUCCCGAUGACGAGCCGGCAGUGAGUACAGCCACGCCGUCGGUGCGGAGACACAAGACUCCUUCGUCGCGGAAAGAGGAACCGAGUACAGCCAGAGAUCUACGGAAACAAGUUGUUGAACUCCAGGACAAGCUUCAGAAACGUGAUGAGCAGCUGGAGAAAAACCGCCGGCGCGUUUUGGAGGCAGCGUCGGCUGGUGAACAGAUCAAGCAUCUCCAGGGCGAGUUGCAAAGAAAGUCGGCUCUACUAGACGAGCUUUACGCCAAUCGUACUGACGAAACAAUCCUACGUGAACAAGUUCACUUGCUGCAGAAACAGAGCGAAGAGAGAGAGACCUUCUUGCACAAGUCCACAAUCAAUGCCUCGGAGCUGAGUGCUCUUCAGAAGCAGAUAGGCGAUAUGCAGAAGGAUAUGCAGGCGCGGGGAUCAUCGCACCCGGAUCUCGAUGCGGAGCGGCUCGACACCAUCGCAUACCUACGACAGCAACUCGAUCUUGCUCAGGAGCAGCUACGUAAGCGCGAUGCAACCCUGGAUGGGACAACCACGAAGCUCAAAGAAGUCACUAGCGACAAAGAUCAGCAGCUCCGUGAGAAGAACGCUAUAAUUGACGAAUUGAGAGCCCAAGUUAGCAAUCACCUGCUCGAAGUGGGCAGGUUAGAGACAGAGCUUCAAAAGGUCAAUCGAGCUCACGAUACUCUCCAUGAACGAAUUGUCACUCUCGAAACUAGGAAUCGCCCUUUGGAGGAGAAGAACAGCACUCUCGAGGCCGACCUCACCCGCGCGCAGACUCAAGUCACUGCGCAGGAGAAUGCUCUCAUGGCCAUGGCCGCCGAUCUUCCCCUUGAAUCCGGCGGCAACACCUAUACAGAAAUACUCGAGUUGAUUAAGGACUUGGGCCAACCCAGCCAGGGGGCCCGCGACUUUGUGUCAUUGGUCAAGGAUCAAGGACAACAGGGUCAAAACCCAGCUCACGACCAAGAUCAAUCCAUGUCAGAAGAGCUCAAACGCGUUCAGGACGAACUCUCCAAACUUCGAACCGAACUCAUCGAGGCCAAUUCCGCCAAGAAAACCCUUGAAAUGCAACUCUCGCGGUCCGAAGACCAAGCCGUCGAAGCUCAAACCCUCAUCCACUCCAUUGAGACCGAAAGCACCCGUCUCAGCAAACGUGCUGAUGAUCUCCGCUCAAAUCUCUCCAAAGCCCAGCAGGAACUGACCCAAAUGAAAGAGGAGCGCAGCAAAGCCAUGGAAACCAUUGACCGCUUGCAAAAGGAGCAACAACAUGAAACCGAGAAGAAACAGACCCGGCAGCAACAGCUGCAAAAACAACAACUCAGCCCCCCUCCGUCCCCUCCCGUCCCACGUCAGCAACAAGAUUUAAAUCCACAGCGUCAAAAGGAGAAGGAGAUCCUUGAACAAACUCAGUCUCUCCAAGCCACCCAUGCCGCCGAGGUGGCAAAGCUCCGGGAGCUUUUGACUGAAUAUGAGCACCGAGAACCCCGGUACAAGAUGCGGGUGACCUCGUUGCUCUCACAGCGCGAGCGACAACAGAGUGAGAAUCGCACCCUCCGCGCUAAGGUUGAGCAACUCGAGUCCGUGCUCGCAGCGAAGGAGGAGACCGCGGCAGCGGUGGACGAGCGAAUCGCGCGGUCGGUCGAGAAACGCGAGAAGGAGUGGCAGCGAAGAAUAGAGCUCUUGCUCAAGGAGCGGGAACGCAUGGGUCGGGCACUAAUGUGGUCGUGGGGAGAAAAGGAAGUCGGUGGCGAGAAGGAAAAUCUGGCGGUCACAGAGGACGAGAAGAGAAGGAGUAAACAAGGCUAUCGGUACAAGUAUGCCGUCUCGGGUCCAAAGCCAGUGUCAACCCCAGUCACCUUGUCAUCAGGAAAGAAAGCUUGAAUGACCAAUAGAUGGGUUGGAGUAGAUCGCAUGGGACUGGAAUAGGGUAAUAAUCGGUUGUGUCUGGGCUUGUCAUUCUAUUUUACUAUCAAAGGUCCGAAAGCGUGUGAUUUCUUCACAAGGUGUUCUGGUCCCUCUUUACGGCGUUGUGUUAUUCUUCUCCCGGAGGUUCCCUUUGACCAUUCCUGAUUCUCGGCUUGCGUUAUGCUUAGGAUACUAGUCACUACGGUGUCAUGAAAUGGAAAACUCACGAUCGGAAAGUAUGGGGGACCGUCGUUUCUUGCGUCGCCAUCGGAUGCCAGCGCUUGGUGGGUGCUCAGCUAUAGCAGGAUCAUAUGUGAACGCAUUUGUUGCCAUUCGUG
Molecule: messenger RNA, 3242 nt
Organism: Aspergillus saccharolyticus JOP 1030-1
Lineage: Eukaryota; Fungi; Ascomycota; Eurotiomycetes; Eurotiales; Aspergillaceae
Product: putative spindle pole body associated protein SnaD
Exons: 1
Coding region: 145-2880 (911 amino acids)
Source: RefSeq, a predicted model, not a curated record